AAGUUGUAAGUUCCGGUCGUUUUAUUCCGGGGUAAAAGGUUACUGUUUCUCAAUCCCCGAAAAAAUAUGUCGCUGUAGCUGGUGAAGUAACCAGUUAGUAAAAUAACUGAGCCUGCAUAUCCUGGGUAUCCAGUAUUGGCACAGAUCACCAUGAAUCGCCCAAAGCCCCCCACAAUUAGGCGUCCAAGCACUGCGAAACCUUCAGGUCACCCUCCUCCUGGAGAUUUCAUAGCUUUAGGGUCUAAGAGCCAGGCUGGGGAACCGAAAGCGCCAGCUGUUCUCUUGAAGCCUGCCUCCACGGGUUUGCCUCCUGAUCGCAAGAGGGAGAUCCCUUCAUCUCUGCCCUCCUCCUCGGGCCUGUCCAGCCUCUCCAAGCGGCCCAAACUCUCCACCCCUCCGGUCAGCGCUCUGGGGCGGCUGGCAGAUGUGGCUGCGGUGGACAAGCGAGCGAUAUCGCCCUCUAUCAAGGAGCCUUCGGUCGUGCCCAUUGAAGUUUCGCCUGUGGUCCUGCUGGACGAGAUCGAGGCCGCGGAGGCGGAGGGCAACGAUGACCGCAUCGAGGGGGUCCUCUGCGGCGCGGUCAAGCAGCUGAAGAUGAACCGCGCCAAGCCCGACAUCACGCUGUACCUCAGCCUGAUGUUCCUGGCCAAAAUGAAGCCCAACGUCUUCGCCACCGAGGGGGUCAUCGAGGCCCUGUGCAGCCUCCUGCGACGGGACGCCUCCAUAAACUUCAAGGCCAAGGGGAACAGCCUGGUGUCCGUGCUCGCCUGCAACCUCCUGAUGGCCGCCUACGAAGAAGACGAGAACUGGCCCGAGAUCUUCGUCAAAGUGUACAUUGAGGACUCUCUGGGAGAGCGCAUCUGGGUGGACAGCUCCCACUGCAAGAACUUUGUGGACAACAUCCAGACGGCCUUCACCACCAAGAUGCCCCCGAAGAGCAUGCUCCUGCAGACAGACACGGGCCGCUCGGGCGGGGACCUCAGCGCCGGGAGCAGCCCUCACCCCUCCACCCCGGACGAGGACGACAGCCAGACGGAGCUGCUGAUCGCGGAGGAGAAGCUGAGCCCGGAGGACGAGGGCCAGGUCAUGCCCAGGUACGAGGAGCUGGCGGAGAGCGUGGAGGACUACGUGCUGGACGUGCUGCGGGACCAGCUGAACCGCCGGCAGCCCAUGGACAACGUCUCCCGCAACCUCCUGCGCCUCCUCACCGCCACCUGCGGCUACAAGGAGGUGCGCCUGAUGGCCGUGCAGAGGCUGGAGAUGUGGCUGCAGAACCCCAAGCUGACCCGCCCCGCGCAGGACCUGCUCAUGUCCCUGUGCAUGAACUGCAACACCCACGGGGCGGAUGACAUGGAGGUGGUGUCCAACCUCAUCAAGAUCCGCCUCAAGCCCAAAGUGCUUCUCAACCACUACAUGCUCUGCGUUCGGGAGCUCCUGAACGCCCACCGGGACAACCUGGGCACCAUGGUGAAGCUGGUGAUCUUCAACGAGCUGUCCAACGCCCGCAACCCCAACAACAUGCAGGUCCUGCACACCGUCCUGCAGCACAGCCCGGAGCAGGCCCCCAAGUUCCUGGCCAUGGUCUUCCAGGACCUGCUGACCAAUAAGGAUGACUACCUGCGGGCCUCCAGAGCCCUGCUGAGGGAGAUCAUCAAGCAGACCAAGCACGAGAUCAACUUCCAGUCCUUCUGCCUGGGCCUGAUGCAGGAGAGGAAGGAGGCCACCUACGUGGACAUGGAGUUCAAGGAACGCUUCGUCAUCCAGGUGACCGACCUGCUGACUGUCUCCAUGAUGCUGGGCAUCACCGCCCAGGUCAAAGAGGCCGGCAUCGCCUGGGACAAAGGAGAGAAGAAGAAUCUGGAGGUGCUGAGGUCCUUCCAGAACCAGAUCGCCGCCAUUCAGAGGGACGCCGUGUGGUGGCUCCACACCGUGGUGCCCACCAUCAGCAAAGUGGGGCCCAAAGACUACGUGCACUGCCUUCACAAAGUCCUCUUCACGGAGCAGCCAGAGACCUAUUACAAGUGGGACAACUGGCCCCCUGAGAGCGAUCGAAAUUUCUUCCUGCGCCUCUGCUCAGAAGUGCCCCUAUUGGAGGACACGCUGAUGCGCAUCCUGGUGAUUGGUCUGUCCCGGGACCUCCCCCUGGGCCCCGCCGAUGCCAUGGAGCUGGCCGACCACCUGGUGAAGAGAGCCGCCGGGGUGCAGUCUGACGACUUGGACGUGUUGCGAGUGGAGAGGAUCCAGCUCAUCGACGCGGUGCUCAACCUGUGCACGUACCAUCACCCUGAGAACAUCCAGCUCCCCACAGGGUAUCAGCCCCCAAACCUGGCCAUCUCCACGCUCUACUGGAAAGCCUGGCUUCUGCUGCUCGUGGUGGCUGCGUUCAACCCGCAGAAGAUCGGUAUGGCUGCCUGGGAUGGCUAUCCCACCCUAAAAAUGCUCAUGGAGAUGGUCAUGACAAAUAACUACUCGUACCCGCCGUGCACGGUGGCGGACGAGGAGACCAAGACGGAGAUGAUCAACCGCGAGCUGCAGGUCUCCCAGCGCGAGAAGCAGGAGAUCCUGGCCUUCGAGAGCCACCUGGCAGCCGCCUCCACCAAGCAGACCAUCACCGAGAGCAACAGCCUGCUGCUGUCCCAGCUCACCAGCCUGGACCCGCAGGGCCCCCCUCGCAGACCCCCGCCCCUGGUCCAGGAGCAGGUGAAGAGCCUCAACCAGUCGCUGCGCCUGGGACACCUGCUGUGCCGCAGCCGCAGCCCAGACUUCCUGCUCAACAUCAUCCAGAGACAGGCCUCCUCCCAGUCCAUGCCCUGGCUGGCUGACCUCGUCCAGUCCAGCGAGGGGUCCUUGGACGUGCUGCCCGUGCAGUGCCUGUGCGAGUUCUUGCUCCACGACGCGGCGGACGACUCCACUCCCGUGGAGGACGAGGAGGAGGGAGAGAGCAAGGAGCAGAGAGCUAAAAAAAGACAAAGACAGCAAAAACAAAGGCAGCUCCUCGGACGCCUGCAGGAUUUACUCCUGGGUCCUAAAGCGGAUGAGCAAACUACCUGCGAGGUCCUGGACUACUUCCUGCGCCGACUCAGUUCCUCACAGGUUGCCUCGAGAGUGCUGGCCAUGAAGGGCCUGUCUCUGGUGCUCUCAGAAGGGGGCCUGCGGGACGGAGAGGAGCGGGACCAGCCCAUGGAGGAGGACUCAACGGACGCCGAGCUCCUCCCGAGGUACCAGUGGCUCCUGCAGGACCUGUCCAAGCUGCCCCUGUUCGACAGCGUCCGGGCCAUGACCUCCAGCUCCCUGCAGCAGGCCAUUCACAUGGAGACGGAUCCUCAGACCAUCAGCGCCUACCUGAUCUAUCUGUCCCAGCAUGCACCUGUGGAGGAGCAGGGUCUUCACAACGACCUGGCCUUGGACGUGGCGCGGCUCAUCGUGGAGCGCUCCACCAUAAUGAGCUGUCUCUUCAGUAAGCACUCAUGCCGGCCCGAGUCGGACGCUGUCCUCUCCGCCCUCAUCAGCAUCUUCUCCUCCUACAUCCGCCGCAUGAGGAAGACCAAGGAGGGGGAGGACCUCUACAGCUGGUCCGAGUCUCAGGACCAGGUGUUCCUGCGCUGGACCACGGGGGAGACGGCCACCAUGCACAUCCUGGUGGUGCACGCCAUGGUCAUCCUGCUCACCCUGGGCCCGCCCAAAGAGGAGAGCGAUUUUUACAACCUGCUGGACAUCUGGUUCCCCGAUAAGAAGCCCCUCCCCACCGCCUUCCUAGUGGACACUUCGGAGGAAGCCCUUCUGCUGCCCGAUUGGCUGAAGCUGAGAAUGAUCCGCUCAGAAGUUUCCCGAUUGGUGGAUGCAGCCCUGCAGGACCUGGAGCCACAGCAGCUGCUGCUGUUUGUGCAGUCCUUCGGCAUCCCCGUCUCCAGCAUGAGCAAGCUGCUGCAGUACCUGGACCAGGCCGUCUCCCACGACCCGCAGACCCUGGAGCAGAACAUCAUGGACAAGAACUACAUGGCUCACCUGGUGGAGGUGCAACACGAGCGGGGCGCCACCGGGGGGCACACUUUCCACACCUUGCUCAGCGCCUCCCUUCCUCCUCGCAGAGACAGUGCCGAGCUGAACCGAGCUAAAGUCACCGUGGAAACGCCCCACGGCGCAGUGAAGAUGCGGGCAGCCAAUCAGAUUCCGGCCAUCGGGCCUGACGACGAUCUCACCGGAAUGCUUCUGCAGCUCUUCCCGCUGAACCCGGACCCUCGCUGGCCCAGCUCCCCCCCGCGCCAGCUCACCCUGGCCCUGCAGCAGGCCCUGGCCCAGGAGCUGGCCCGCGCGCGCCAGGGACACACCCAGCCCGGGGGCGUGGCCUCCCGCCUCCUCCAGGCGCUGGCGGCCCUGCUCAACUCCACCCACGGGGGCGCCCUGGUCAUGGCCAUGCACCGCAGCCACGCCCACUCCUGCCCGCUGCUGCGCCAGCUGCACCAGUACCAGCGGCGCGUGCCCCAGGACUCGGCCUUCUCCGCGCUCUUCUUCAAAGCCGCCGUGCAGAUGCUCAACUGGCUGGAGAGCCCGGCAGUGGAGCCGGGGCCCCUGCAGGCCCUGCUCAAGGGCUUCGCGGCCCAGUACUCCCACAAGCACCGGCUCGGCGACGUGCGCACCGGGUUCCUGCACCUGGCCGAGGCGCUGGCGUACGGGCGGGACUCGGAGGUGGGCGCCAGGGCCGCCAUCGCCACCCUCAGGGCCGGGGAGAGGUGCAACGCCGAGCCGGACCUCGUCCGGAAAGUGCUGCAGGGCCUGGUGGAGGCGAAGUCCCCGUACCUGGAGGAGCUCCUGUCCUUGCUGAUGACCGUCGGCACGGAAACGGGGGCGGGCGUGGCGGGCCCCGUCGCCAUGGUGAUCUCCCUGCUGCUCCAGGAAACCGAAGAGAAGGCCGUCAAAACGGAGCCGGAUUCUGACUCCAGCGCGGAGCUGACGAAGACGGGGUGGAGUUCAGGGCUGCUGGUCGAUUGGAUGGAGCUGCUCGACCCCGAGGUGACCUCCGUGUGCCCAGACAUGCAGCAGAAGCUGCUCUUCGCGCUGAACAAGGGCAAAGGGGCUCAAGUGGCUGCCGCUCCCUCCUAUAGACCCUACCUGCUGGCCCUGCUCACCCACCAGUCCAACUGGAAGACCCUCCACCAGUGCAUCAGCGCCAUUCUCAGCCAGCAGAGGGAGCACAGGCUGGACCCCUCGUCAGCUCUGGACUUCCUGUGGGCCUGCAGUCACAUCCCCCGAAUCUGGCAGGGUCGGGACCAGAAAACCCCGCAGAAGCGCACGGAGAAGUCGGUCCUGCGACUGAAGCCGGACGAGCUGAUCAGCCUGGUGGACCUGAUCCUGUCCGAGUCUGAGCUCAACAGCCGAAGCUCCGCCCUCGGCAAGAAGAGCCUGGACCCCGCCUCCUGCUCCCUCAUCCAAUCACGCCUGCCCUUACUGCACAGCUGUUGCCACGGAGACCUGGAAAGUGUGAAGAAAGUGUCAGAGUACCUGAUCAACUGCACAAAGAAGUGGGGUGACAGCGUGAUGAGUAAGCGGUGCCAGAGCCUGCUGCUCCAGAUCUACCUGCAUUUCCCAGAGGUGAUCCAGCACGUGACCCUGCCGGACGCCGCGCUCAACAGCGAGGGGGCGGCCGAGGGCAGCACCUGCAAGCUGGACGUCCUGGUGCAUCGCCUGGUCACGCUGCUGGCCGACGGCGGGGACUCCAAAUCGGCCGAGAACCGCAUGUCCGACGCCAACCUGGCCUGCCGGAAACUGGCCGUGUCGCACCCCGUGCUCCUGCUCAGGCACCUGCCCAUGAUCGCGGCCCUGCUCCACGGGCGCAUCCACCUCAACUUCCAGGAGUUCCGCCAGCAGAACCACCUGACCUUCUUCAGCGACGUGCUGGCCAUCCUGGAGCUGCUGCAGCCCUUGGUCUUCCACGCCGACCACCAGAGGGCGCUGCAGGACUCACUGCUGUCCUUCAUACAGGUCCUGCAGAACUUCCGGAAGUACUCCCGCCAGCUGUCGCCGUUCAUCAGCAAGUUCGUGCUGUUCAUUCAGCGCUACAUCACCCACGACGCCGGCGCGGCCGUGCCGUACCUGCAGAAGCACUCCGACGUCCUGCAGGGUCUCUCCUCAGAAAACCCUGACCUGGUUCAGCUGAAGUCUCUGUUGGCUGGCCUGACUCUGCCUGUGAGGACCGGUCCCUCAGAGAACUCUGCUGAGGACCGUGAUGCAGACCCCUCCACAGGGUCCCUGCCCCUCGUCAGCAUCUCGGCCUCUGCUUCACUGACCGCCGGAGACAUGACCAAGUACCUGAAGAAGAUCUCCAGGGGAGAGGCCAUCGAAGACGUCCUGGAGGUUCUCAGUGAGGUGGACGAGAAGUCGCGGAGAAGCCCCGAGGUCAUCCAGUACUUCAUCAACGAUCUCCAGAGGCUGAUGAGCUCGCCGGAAGAGCUCUGCCGCAACAUGGCCUUCAGCUUGACCCUCCGCUGCAUUCAAAACAACCCCUGCAUGGCGACGGAAUUCCUUCCCACGUUCAUGUACUGCCUGGGGAGCGGGAACUUCGACGUGGUGCAGACCGCCUUGAGGAACCUUCCGGAAUACGUGCUGCUCUGCCAAGAACAUGCGGACAUAUUGCUUCACAAGGCCUUCCUGGUGGGGAUCUACGGGCAGAUCGACACCAGCUCCAUGAUCUCGGAGUCCAUGAAAGUCCUGCACAUGGAAGCGACAACGUAGAAGACCAAAGCAAACUGUCUCUCUUUCCGCUCUCUCCGUUUGCCGAGUCUUCAACUUACCGUGUCAACAAGGCCUGGACAACCAGCCUGUGGUUGUUUUUUUUUUUUUUUUUUUUUUUUUGAAGCAAUGGCACAAGUAUCAUCUGCCGUUUUCUUUUAUUUUUUUUUCAGCUUUACGUACAACUCUGUUACGGGAAUUCAACUCGAACUCCGUGUGAAAACGUGUAGGGGAUCAGAUUGUAGGGAUAGAUCGGUCUUUGUCGCAAAGCGAAACAUUUGUCAAUGUCUUUUAGUAGUGUUUUGUAUCCCUUAGAAGGAACUCUUUGUGUACGAUAACUAUUGCUGUAUUAGAACUCCAAUUAAAAGAAUAAUAAUGAUAAUGGAAAAGUUU
Molecule: messenger RNA, 7119 nt
Organism: Anguilla anguilla (European eel)
Lineage: Eukaryota; Metazoa; Chordata; Actinopteri; Anguilliformes; Anguillidae
Gene: ints1
Product: integrator complex subunit 1
Exons: 48
Coding region: 151-6729 (2192 amino acids)
Biological process (GO): U2 snRNA 3'-end processing
Cellular component (GO): integrator complex
Source: RefSeq, a predicted model, not a curated record